Molecule: messenger RNA, 429 nt
Organism: Exserohilum turcica Et28A
Lineage: Eukaryota; Fungi; Ascomycota; Dothideomycetes; Pleosporales; Pleosporaceae
Exons: 2
Coding region: 1-429 (142 amino acids)
Source: RefSeq, a predicted model, not a curated record
AUGCAAGAUUCAAAAUGUCACAGCGAGAUGGCAAAAAACUGUUUGAAGUAUUUGGUCCAAAUGACGCAGCCACUAACACCAGAUGUAUUCGAGGAAUACGCGCUGGCGAUGUAUGCAGCACAGUUUUGGGACUGGCAUCUCCCGCAGGCAGGAGACGACAAAGACCAAGUGAUCCAACUAGCCAUGACUUUGAUGGACAUUGAAGAUCCUGUACAUCUCGCCCGGAUGCGUAUUACUGUCGCAUGGGAAACGUCGAUGAAUCUACGGCCCGGCAAGGGCGCUAAGUUGGAAUUGACUGCUGCAAAAUGGCUCAAUAAACUACAGUCGGAUAUAUCCGUGGGUCGGCUGGAGAUUACCAGGAUUCUGCAGGAUGCAAAUAGUCGUCGACCCGAGGAAGACUCCGAUAAUGCCAUGGAAGAGUCCGAAUAG